GUGGGUUAGACGUCAGAGUGUUUGCAUCGUGUUCGGUUGUUUGUGGCGUUUCUCUGCGAUUUAUCGUGGAAAUUCCAUAUUUUAGGAGUUUUCAUCCUAUGAGAAAAGUGCAAAGAUGUUUAUUCUCUACGAGACACCCGCAGGAUAUGCGAUUUUCAAGCUCCUGGACGAGAAGAAGCUGAAGGAAGUUGACAAUCUCUACUUGGAGUUCGAAACACCUGAGAAAGCAAACAGCUUGAUAAAAUUGAAGCACUUCCAGAAGUUCUCAGACACUACAGAAGCUCUAGCGGCUGCCACUGCUACAGUCGAGGGAAAAGUGUCGAAGCCACUGAAGAAGACGCUCAAGAAGCUGGUCAGUGAAGAUGUCCAGAACAAACUUCUCGUGGCGGACGCAAAGCUGGGCAAUGCCAUCAAAGACAAAAUGGCUCUGCAAUGCGUCUCCAAUUCAGCUGUCCAGGAGCUUCUGAGAUGCAUCAGAACGCAGUCGGAAUCCUUGCUCUCAGGACUGCCGAAGAAGGAAAUGACAGCGAUGGCUCUCGGAUUGGCACACUCGCUCUCGAGAUACAAACUGAAGUUUUCCCCUGACAAGAUCGACACAAUGAUCGUUCAGGCGCAGUGUUUGCUAGAGGAUCUGGACAAGGAGCUCAACAAUUACAUGAUGAGAGCGAGAGAGUGGUACGGAUGGCAUUUCCCAGAGCUGGGGAAAAUCGUAACGGACAACAUCGCAUUCGUGAAGACAGUGAAGCUGGUGGGAAUGCGAGAGAAUAUGGGACAGACGGAUCUGUCGGAUAUUCUGCCGGAAGACGUGGAGGAGAAGGUGAAAGAAGCCGCUGAGAUAUCGAUGGGCACGGAGAUAUCAGAGGAGGACAUUCUCAACAUUCAGCAACUGUGCGAUGAGAUAAUCUCCAUCAAUGAGUACAGAACACACUUGUUCGACUAUCUCAAGACUCGCAUGUUCGCCAUAGCGCCAAAUCUCACAGUUUUAGUGGGAGAGUCAGUUGGAGCGCGUCUUAUUUCCCAUGCUGGAUCUCUCGUGAAUCUGGCAAAGCAUCCAGCGUCGACAGUGCAAAUCCUAGGCGCUGAGAAAGCGCUUUUCAGGGCACUGAAGGCGAAAAAAGACACUCCCAAGUACGGAUUGAUUUAUCACGCCCAACUUGUGGGUCAAGCCAGCGCCAAGAAUAAGGGAAAGAUUUCCAGAUCGCUGGCGGCAAAAGCAGCGCUUGCAACAAGGGUUGACGCUUUUGGGGAGGAUGUGAAGUUCGAAUUGGGUGCUGAGCACAAGGCGAAGCUGGAGUCUCGCUUGAAAUUCCUCGAACAGGGCAGUCUUCGGCGAUUGUCCGGCACGGGCAAGGCGCAGGCCAAAUUCGAGAAGUACCAGGGAAAGAGUGAGAUCAAGACGUACGAGUCUGCGUAUGACAGCACUCUGCCGACGAGCAGCAAGAAGCGAAAACAUUCGGAGAACGCGGAAGAGACGCCCAAGAAGUUGAUUGAGGAGAUCCAAGAGGAGGCCGAAGGAUCGCAGGAGUCGCCCAAGAAGAAGAAGAAAAAGAAGAAGGCCGCCGAGGAGGAGGAAGUCGAAGUGCCGGCGCCCAAGAAGGUGAAGGUGGAGGCGCAGGAGGAGCCAGCCGAGGAGGUGGUGGAGAAGAAGAAGAAGAAAAAGAAGAAAUCCAAGACGGAGGACGAAUAAAUUUGGCUCUUCUAAUUCUCUAAAAGUCGAAAUUAUGCAAAAUGACCGUCAUAUUUUAAAUGGCGAGCGCCUGAGAGAUUGUGAAGUAGCGAGGAAAUAUAAAUUCAGCCGGAAAAUGAAUCAAGGAGGAACAAUAAAGAAAAUGAAAAUGGUCCGAA
Messenger RNA from Phlebotomus argentipes, 1845 nucleotides. RefSeq names its product nucleolar protein 58 (gene nop5). The transcript is spliced from 4 exons. The record is from RefSeq and is a predicted model, not a curated record. Gene Ontology annotation, molecular function: snoRNA binding. NCBI's taxonomy places the organism in Eukaryota, Metazoa, Arthropoda, Insecta, Diptera, Psychodidae. Gene Ontology annotation, cellular component: box C/D methylation guide snoRNP complex; small-subunit processome. The coding region runs from base 116 to 1687 and encodes 523 amino acids.